Molecule: messenger RNA, 1151 nt
Organism: Conger conger (European conger)
Lineage: Eukaryota; Metazoa; Chordata; Actinopteri; Anguilliformes; Congridae
Gene: atp6v1c2
Product: ATPase H+ transporting V1 subunit C2
Exons: 12
Coding region: 1-1140 (379 amino acids)
Biological process (GO): proton transmembrane transport
Cellular component (GO): lysosomal membrane; vacuolar proton-transporting V-type ATPase, V1 domain
Molecular function (GO): proton-transporting ATPase activity, rotational mechanism
Source: RefSeq, a predicted model, not a curated record
AUGUCAGAGUUCUGGGUGAUCUCGGUCCCCCUGGAUAAGGUCAGCCUACAGUCGCUGGAGAAGCUGAACCGCGCUGCGUCCAAGACCAGACUGGCCUCCGUCUUCAGGUUCCCCAUUCCCGAGCUGAAGGUGGGCACUCUGGAUGUCCUACUGAGUGUCUCUGACGACCUCAGCAGGCUGGAUGCCUACACAGAGAGUGUCAUUCAGAGGACAGCCCAGUGCAUGUUGGAGGUGAUGGAGCACUCCAAAGACAAAGUGCAGGAGAAUGCGCUGGCCAAUGGAGUGGAUCUGGCCAGUUACGUGACACACUUCCAAUGGGACAGAGGCAAGUACUCCACCAGCCUUCCCCUCAGAACGCUGACAGAGGUCAUCUCCAAGCAAGUAUUCCAGACAGAAACAGAUCUGAAGUCUCGAUCCGCUGCCUACAGUAAUGUGAAGUCCAGCCUGCAGACCAUAGAGCACAGGACAGAGGGGAAUCUUCAUACGCGCACGCUGACAGAUGUGGUGAAGAGAGAGGACCUGGUGCUCGGCUCGGAGUACCUGACCACGCUGCUGGUGGUGGUGUCCAGGGAGAACUUUGCUUUGUGGGAGAAGACCUACGAGUCCCUCACUGAGUUUGUGGUUCCUCGUUCCAGCAGGAAGUUACUGGAGGAGUCGGAGGGAGGGAUUUUCACUGUCACCCUCUUCAAGAAGGCCGUCAGCGACUUCAAAGCCCAGGCCAGACGGAACAAGUUCACGGUGCGAGAGUUCAGCUUCGAGGAGUCAGAGAAGCAGGGAGAGGAAAUGACCAGGCUCCACACAGAUAAGAAGGAGCAGUAUGGGACCUUCGUACGCUGGCUCAAGGUGAACUUCAGCGAGGUGUUCAUGGCCUGGAUCCACCUGAAGGCACUGCGGGUGUUUGUGGAAUCCGUGCUGAGGUACGGCCUCCCUGUGAACUUCCAGACCGUUCUUCUGCAGCCGGACAGGAAGCGGAGCCAGCACCUGCGAGGGCUGCUGGACUCUCUGUACGCCCACCUGGACUGCACCGGCGCCGCCAGCAAACCUGACGCGGGGUUGGACAUCCCCGACAUGAGCAUGGCGCCGCAGGACUACUACUCCUACAUCUUCUACAAGAUCAACAUCAACCUGGUGACCGGCUAGGCCUCACACCA